GGGAUCUUCCCACCCCGCAGCCCUCGGUGAGCAGGGACGGAACCGGAGCCUCUUGCAGGUGUCUGAUUCGGACUGCAGCUAUCACCACUCAUCAUGGAUUGGAAGACACUGCAGGGGCUGCUCAGUGGGGUCAAUAAAUACUCCACAGCCUUCGGUCGUAUCUGGCUCUCCGUGGUCUUCGUCUUCCGUGUCCUGGUCUACGUGGUGGCAGCCGAGCGCGUCUGGGGGGAUGAGCAGAAGGACUUUGACUGCAAUACACGCCAGCCAGGCUGCACCAACGUCUGCUAUGACCACUUCUUCCCCAUCUCCCACAUCCGCCUCUGGGCUCUGCAGCUCAUCUUUGUCACUUGUCCCUCCCUGCUGGUCAUCAUGCACGUGGCCUACCGGGAGGACCGCGAGAAAAAGAACAGGGAGAAGAAUGGGGAGAAUUGCCCCAAGCUGUACAGCAACACAGGCAAGAAGCACGGUGGGCUGUGGUGGACUUACCUGCUCAGCCUCUUCUUCAAGCUCAUCAUAGAGAUCCUGUUCCUCUACCUCCUCCACAAGAUGUGGGACAGCUUCGACUUGCCACGGCUGGUCAAGUGCACCAACGUGGAGCCCUGUCCCAACACUGUGGACUGCUACAUCGCUCGGCCAACCGAGAAGAGAGUCUUCACUUAUUUCAUGGUCGGGGCUUCUUCCAUCUGCAUCGUCCUCACUGUCUGUGAGAUCUUCUACCUCAUCUUCAAACGCAUUGUCCGGAGCACACGCAAGUGGAAGAAGUCCAUCAAGCGCUCUAUGAGCUACAGCAAAGCCUCCACCUGCCAGUGCCAUCUCAAGGCGGAGGAGAGGGAGAACAAGGCCCUGAAUAGAGGAGAGGAGCUGUAACCUCCCCUGUUCCAGCCAGCUUGCCUUCCCCUCGGACCAUGAGCUUUUCAAGCCUAC
Centrocercus urophasianus (Greater sage-grouse) is the source of this 924-nucleotide messenger RNA. RefSeq names its product gap junction beta-3 protein-like. The coding region runs from base 94 to 867 and encodes 257 amino acids. Gene Ontology annotation, biological process: cell communication. Gene Ontology annotation, cellular component: connexin complex. The transcript is spliced from 3 exons. The record is from RefSeq and is a predicted model, not a curated record. Lineage: Eukaryota; Metazoa; Chordata; Aves; Galliformes; Phasianidae.